AUGAUUGUUCUUUCGUACAAUAUCCGUGGUGGUGGGAAUCGGGCUAAGCGUAAGCGAGUCGGAUUCCUAAUUCAAAAGGGAGAUGUUGAUCUAUGCUUCAUUCAAGAAACAAAACUUAGUGGAAUAGGUGUGGAUGUGGUUAGAGAGUUGUGGGGAGGUGUGGAUGUUGAAUGGUCUUACUCGGAUGCUAUCGGAGCCUCCGGUGGAAUAUUAACUAUGUGGAAGAAGGACUUCUUUUCUCUUAUUUAUAGCUUUAGGGGAGAAGGCUUUCUUGGUCUUUGUGUAGAGAAAGAUGUAAAACUUAUUUAUUAUGUCAAUGUUUAUGCUUCAUGUGACAAAGUUGUUAGGAGAAAAACUUGGAACAAUCUUUGUGAUUUCAAGCAUAAUAACACCAUUGGAUCUUGGUGCAUUGGGGGUGACUUCAACUCUAUAUCUACUAUUGACGAAAGAAUUGGUGUUACUAAUAGAGAUUAUAGUAGGGAUUCAAGAUCUUUCAAUGAAUUCAUAGAGGAAAUGGAGUUGGUGGAUCUUCCCACCAUAGGUCGCAAGUUUACUUGGUUCAAAAGUAACGGGAAGGCGAUGAGUAGACUUGAUAGAUUUUUAUUAUCGGAGUGCUACAUAGAAGAUAGUAAGGUGGAUGGUCAAUUUAUAGGAGAGAGGGAUGUGUCGGAUCAUGCACCCAUAUGGUUGAAAAACAAUAGAAAGGAUUGGGGACCAAAACCUUUCAAGUUUAACAAUUUAUGGCUAAAGCAUGAGGAGUUUGAUAAUUUUGUUAAAGAGGAGUGGAAUAAAAUUGUAGUCAAAGGGAGAGGGGACUAUUGCUUGGUGGAGAAAUUGAAAAUCCUUAAAAGUCGGAUCUCUUGGUGGAAUAAAAUGGUUUAUGGUUGGAUUGACCUCAAGAUUGACAAAGACGUGAGAGAGAUGCAUUCUUUAGAUAACUUGUUUGUUCAUUUUGCAGGUAAUGUUCCGGAAGAGGUUGUUGAGAAAAGAUUGAAAUUGGUGGAGGACUUUUGGAGUAAUCUUAACAAAAAAGAAGGGUUUCUUAGAUUAAAGUCGAGGCAACUUUGGCUCACCGAGGGGGAUGAUAACACUCGCUUUUUUCAUAAUUCAUUAAAAGAUAGAAGAAGAAGGAACUCUUUAUGCACCGUGGAGACUAGGGGGGGUAGAAUGGAAGAGGUCAAGGAUAUCAAAGACUUUGUUUUCAAGCAUUUUGAAGAUUUUUUUAAAGAAGAGGUGUGUACUAGACCGGAACCACAUGGGAUCGAUUUGAAAGUGUUAUCUAUAGGGGAUUCAUUGGAUCUUGAGAAACCUUUUUCCGAGAACGAGAUCAAGGAUGCUAUUUGGUCGUGUGACAAGAAUAAAACCCGGGGCCGGACGGAUUUUCCAUGGAGUUUUUUAAAACUUUUUGGCAUAUCCUUAAAGAAGAUUUGA
Molecule: messenger RNA, 1431 nt
Organism: Vicia villosa (hairy vetch)
Lineage: Eukaryota; Viridiplantae; Streptophyta; Magnoliopsida; Fabales; Fabaceae
Exons: 1
Coding region: 1-1431 (476 amino acids)
Molecular function (GO): catalytic activity
Source: RefSeq, a predicted model, not a curated record